Messenger RNA from Tupaia belangeri chinensis (Chinese tree shrew), 1560 nucleotides. RefSeq names its product urotensin 2 receptor (gene UTS2R). Gene Ontology annotation, cellular component: plasma membrane. Gene Ontology annotation, molecular function: urotensin II receptor activity. Gene Ontology annotation, biological process: regulation of blood pressure; blood vessel diameter maintenance; neuropeptide signaling pathway. NCBI's taxonomy places the organism in Eukaryota, Metazoa, Chordata, Mammalia, Scandentia, Tupaiidae. The record is from RefSeq and is a predicted model, not a curated record.
GCCUGCAGGGGACUGCCCUGCUGUGUUCUGGUGUCACCCUGAGGCCUUGGCCUUGCACUGAGGCCUGGGUGGAGGACCUGCUGGGCAUGUACCGCGGAUACCUGGAUCAGGUGGCGCCCAGAGCGUCCGAGGGAGAAGGAGCCCCAGCCCCCUGCAGCCUUGCCCUGUGUCCCAGUGGCUACGUGAGAGUGGGAGAGGGUGCCCAACCUCCAUCCUAACGGGCGUCAUCUCCCACAGGACGAGCUGGUUACCCACAGGUGCCUCUGGCCUUCCCAAGCGGUGGCAGGCCUCAGCCCUGAGCACAGCGUGAAGGCAGGCAUGGAGCAGAGCCCGGAAUGCACAAGUAGGUUCCCCGUGCUGGCCGCCACGGGCAGCACGGAGCCCAAGCCGCCUGGUGGUCCCAACAUGUCCAACAGCUCCUGGGCCAGCCCAGGAGAGCCCAGCUCCCUGGAGGACCUGGUGGCCACAGGUGCCAUCGGGGCAGUGCUGUCAGCCAUGGGCGUGGUGGGCGUGGCAGGCAACGCGUACACACUGGCGGUGGUGUGCUGCUCCCUGCGUGCUGCAGCCUCCCUGCGUGUCUACCUGGUCAGCCUGGCGCUGGCCGACCUGCUCUACCUGCUCGGCAUCCCCUUCAUCGUGGCCACCUACGUAGCUAAGGAGUGGCGCUUUGGUGACGCGGGCUGCCGUGUGCUCUUCAGCCUGGACUUCCUGACCAUGCAUGCCAGCGUCUUCACUCUGACAGCCAUGAGCAGCGAGCGCUGUGCAGCUGUGCUGAGGCCGCUGCACACGGCGCGACGUCCCAAGGGCUACCGCAAGCUGCUGGCACUGGGCAUCUGGCUGCUGGCACUGCUGCUCACGCUGCCCAUGACGCUGGCCAUCCGACUGGCACGCCGCGGCCCCAAGCACCUGUGUCUGCCAGCCUGGGGCCCGCGUGCCCACCGCGCCUACCUGACACUGCUCUUCGGGACCAGCGUGGUGGGCCCUGGGCUGGCCAUCGGGCUGCUGUAUGCACGCCUGGCCCGGGCCAACUGGAGGUCUCAGAGGGGCCCCCUCCGGCGGCCACACCGGCUGGCCCGGCCCCGAGUGCUGUGCCUCACCCUGAGCACAGUGCUGCUCUUCUGGGCCUGCUUCCUCUCCGGUUUGGGGCAGCGGCGGGCCCAGUCCCGCCAGGCCCCGCCAGCGCCCCGCACGGCGCGUGUGGCCACCUACCUGACCACCUGCCUCACCUACGGCAACAGCUGCCUCAACCCCUUCCUCUACACGCUGCUCACCAGGAACUACAGGGACUAUCUCCGCGGCCGCAGGCACCGGCGGCCCGGCAAGGGCUGUGCGUCCCGCCUCCCACAGUGCCAGAACCACCUCCCACAGGGCUCCUGCUUGCUGUCCUCGAGCAGCCAGCCGGCCACUGAGCCUGUCAUGCUGUCACCAGGGCCCCUGUGCGAGCCCCUUCCCAGGAGCCCCAGUCCCCUCUGAGCCAGCCGGCCCUUCCUCGGUGCUCUUCCAGAGUUCCCCGGGCUGGGGACUCCACUACCUGUGGGAGACCCUCCCCUCUCUGCCCCU